This is a messenger RNA of Meleagris gallopavo (turkey), 3220 nucleotides long. The record is from RefSeq and is a predicted model, not a curated record. Lineage: Eukaryota; Metazoa; Chordata; Aves; Galliformes; Phasianidae.
CUUAGACUUAGUCAAAAAUUAAUCUGUAAAGUUAGCAGUAGUGUGACGAAUUGGAUCAUUGGUCAUUGUCUCGUGUGGAUCCCUCAUUAACUGGAAAGUGCAUCAUUAGCACAAGAUAAUGAAAAACUGGGAGAGGCUGAAGUUGCACAAGCAAGAUGCAAGCCUGAAGGGUACUAAGAUGACUUAUUUCCUAUACAUCUUUCUUGAGGGUAGGGAGCACCUUGCAGAUAAUUUUGUACGGGUGUGGAGAAGCUACAGUCCUUGGUCAAAUCUAUCUGCCUUGCCAAACACAUAGUUCUUGUAAGGGCUAUUCCUUCUAUGUCUGUUAUAGGGAAGAACAGGAAUGGUAAGAAAUACAGACUGCUUCCCAGUAAUGUUAGGAGAAGAUGUAAAGCCACUUUCCAGAGACAAAAUUCUCAUCACUAGGGUGUGUCUUAUGUUGAUGCAAGCCCGGCUAUGUCAGUGGGGAGGCCUAGAGUAAAUUGGACAGCUCCUUGCAUCCAUGGCAAUGCUCUGGACAUUGUUUGGAGGUGAGAGGUAAUUUUGCACUGGAACAAAUUAAAGGAGUAAUGUCUCUGUGGAUGCACCCAGGCUGAGGUCCUUACCUAGUCUGUGUUGGCACCCCUGUAUGCCUGGGCUAGCUUCGGUAUGAAAACUGGGCUUCUUUCUGAAAGAAGCUACAUGUAAAUCAGCUGGCACAUGUAACAGGGCUGUAGAAGUUGCCCUUACAGGCAGCACUUUGUUAGCCCAGUAAAUGCUGUCCCUUUUAUGGGUCAAAACCAAAAAGGAUUCUAGUACUGGUUAGAAAUAAGUAGGGCAGUUUUACUGAGUGUUUUGAUGAGCUGUUUUAAACAUUAGCAUCUGCAUGGGGAAGAAACACAAAAGUAAUUGAAAGUCAGUGAAUGCCAUGUUCUUUCUGGGCUGAUCAGUAAUGGAAAAGAGCUCUUGUUGUUUCAUGAUAGAUUGAGUGCAUACAGUUUAGGCUGUAAAAGAAUAUGGAAACAAGGUGUUGUUUGGUGGCUUAGUGUUUUUGAUGUGUGAAGAAUGAGUCUGUAGAAGAAUGUACAAAGGAAGAAUCAAUACUGAUAGACUUUGAAAAAUUUCCUCUGCAACAGCAUUAUAGAUGAAUAGGAGCUUCAUAAAGAUGAGUAGGUAAACUAGGCAAGUUUGUGUUUACCUUGAAGCAAAGGAUUUUGUAACUUUUGUCUCUCACCCCUAGGAAAUGGAUAUACAGCCCUGAGUAACUGUGGGAGGCAUCUUUUUGGCAGAGUAGGAAAACUGUUUUGGGCUUAAAUUUACAGCAGAAUAUUCACAAAAGAAGUCUUGGAGACAGACUGCAGUGAUAGGUCUGGAUUAGAGCAAGAGCUCUGAGUCAUCUGUUUAUAAUUGAAUAAAUGCUUAUGAAAGUACAGAGGCAGAGGAUAUAGUGAAACAAAAGAGGAACGAGGAAGGAGCCCUAACAGCACCACAGGACUUUGAGGGAUCCUCCCAUAUGAGAUCAUUGAAUGCUCUUUUUUUGCAAGUGGAAGUCAAAGGAAAUGGAUAGCUAUAUUGACUUCGGUGCAAAGAACCUGUCAUCAUCAGCCAAUAUGUCUAUUUCUUUGCCGGAACAAGUUGGACUCAAUGUCACUGAUGGUCCUCCUUCUAUGUCAAUAAGCAGGCUUUUUCCAGCCCUGUUAGAAUGCUUUGGAAUAAUUCUUUGUGGCUAUAUAGCUGGAAGAGCCAACAUUAUCACAUCAACUCAAGCUAAAGGACUAGGAAAUUUUGUCUCCCGUUUUGCACUCCCAGCUUUAUUGUUCAAAAACAUGGUGGUACUUAACUUUUCUGAUGUAAAUUGGUCCUUCCUGUACAGUAUCUUAGUUGCCAAAGCUGCCGUGUUUUUCUUAGUCUGCGUUCUAACAUUAUUGGUAGCCAGUCCUGAGAAUCGAUUUAGCAAAGCAGGUUUGUUCCCUAUUUUUGCUACACAAAGCAAUGACUUUGCGCUGGGAUACCCAAUAGUUGAAGCUCUAUACCAAACCACUUACCCAGAGUAUCUCCAGUACAUUUACCUAGUGGCUCCAAUAUCUCUUAUGAUGCUAAACCCUCUGGGUUUUAUCUUCUGUGAAAUCCAGAAAUGGAGAGACAAUCGCACUGUGUCCCACAGCAAAAUCAAAAUAGUGGGCCUAGCACUCCUUCGAGUUCUGCAGAACCCAAUUGUAUUCAUGGUCUUCAUAGGAAUUGCCUCAAACUUUAUUCUUGGCCAGAGAAUUCCUGAUUACCUUGAAAAUUUCCUUGAUGGACUGGGCAGUUCAUUUUCUGGCUCUGCACUUUUUUACCUUGGACUAACUAUGGUGGGACAAACAAAAAAACUGACAAAGGGUAUGUUUGUUGCACUGAUCCUUCUCAUCACAGCUAAACUACUUAUGAUGCCAUUUCUCUGUAGAGAAAUGGUGGAACUCCUGGACAAGAGCAGCAGCACGGUCAACCAUACCAGUUUAUCGAACUAUGCAUUUCUUUAUGGAGUUUUUCCAGCAGCACCUGGUGUUGCAAUAUUUGCAACUCAAUUUAAUAUGGAAGUAGGAAUUAUUACCUCAGGCAUGGUGAUAAGCACUUUUGUGUCUGCACCCAUCAUGUAUGUUUCUGCAUGGCUUUUGACCAUUCCAUCUAUGGAUCCCAACCCACUGGCAUCUGCUCUCCAGAAUGUUAGCUUUGACAUAAGUAUUGUCAGUCUUGUUUCUCUGGUAGGUGUUGGCAAAAUGAAAUACCAUUGCACACUGUAAUAUCAGGGAAGCUUUAGUACAUAAGCAGCAAAUCGAGCCAUGAUUUAAGAUGAGAUUGACAUUUCAUCAUUGGAUCCUGUUGCAGAAGGAUGAGGGAAGAGCUGAGUUUAAAAAAAAAAUCUGAAAAGCUGCACUGUGUGGAAGAACAACUUGAAGUGCUUAGAUAUCUCAGUAAUGCAAGCUAUGUAAAAACUUCUGCUGGAAUUGAAUUUAAACUCCUGAAAUGUUAAUGAAUAUUUAAUUAAUGACGUAGCAGUGAGAACAUUUAACUUGGAAGCUUUAAUUUAGCUUUAUCAAAUUCCAUUCCUGGUAGUUCUGGGUGUCUAAUCUAGAAAAGCAUACUGAAAUCUCAAAAGUCUGAUGUGAAUUGUAUUUUGAUUUCACAAGCACUAUGAAUAGUGUGCUUAGUCUUUUAAUUUUAAAUAAAAGCUUCUAUGUUGGAGAAAGCUGAUAACUUCUGA